GAGAGUUGGCGUCUAAUGCUUUAAACUUGUCCUGGGUCCAUACUUAGAGCAAAUUGGUAAGUGUUGUACAGCGACCAGGUGCAUGUUCCGACUUGGUGCAACGCCUUCCAUGCUUUUGUCGGAAGACGUGCCAGAUCCUCCCUUGACGGUGAUCUUUCCCGCCGCCCCUCCGAAAAGUACGUCAAGGAUAAUCUUGGUGUCGGAAGAACUUACAAGUUUUUCAAGAUGUUUCAUCGAACAGCACUGUCCGGUGUCCACAACGUACCCACCUCCGCGAUUCUCCGUCGCCCAGAGCUCGUCUCAUGCCCACAAUGCAUCACUUCUGGCGCUACAAGUUGAGAAAAAGGUAGGCGUAAGGACUGUAACGCCUCCGGCCCUUUCAUUUCCGUGUCGUGUGAAUGGAGCUACUCGAUGAAUUGACACUUCCUGACUCGGUGUCUACGCACUCUCCAACGGAGCAUGAUGCCUGUGAAGCAAUCUAGGCUCAAGCCCCCCUCACUACGUCCCCGCAACUUGCUCGCCCCGGCUUGUCCCUCAUUUAGUCGAGGUACUUCAAGGGUUCCGGCGCAGUUUACGAAGGGCCGCCGGACGGUCCAAGCUGGAGGGUCAUGCCAGGGAGGAGCAGUGGCUCCCGGCGGAAAGUAAGUGCGUUCGUUCAGAGUCAAAUCCGUAGGCCGGUGUCCCUACUAUAGAACAUACCAGUACAACCACGUCAGCUCCGCAGCACUGUCUUGCUAACUAACUUUUCACCGCCUCAAAGUACCCGGAGGUGCGGCGGAGUCAUCGACGGCGUCCACAAUCCGACGCUUCCGAUACUUCUCCCGAGGCCGACGCCCGAACUAUUUCCUUUUAUGGAUGUUCAUGCGCUAUUUAUAGCGAACGUGAGUCCGUGGAAAGCAUGAGCGGAUUUAUAACGUCUGUAUCGCAUAACGAUGCUGACUGACACGAUCUCGAGAACCAUCCUGAAUCUACUGUAAAUUGUAGUCUAACCGGGUAUGCUCCGCUCCGGUUUGUUGGUCAGUUCAGGGUUAUAAUUUGAUAAUAAGCAAAGCAUGUGAAUCAUGUUUAGGAGAGAAGUGGUAGAAGUCUGUAGAGGCGGCUCAUUCCUAUCGAGCGGAACGAAUAUAACGAGAUAAGUUGUUACGUUCUCUUAUACAAAGUUAUCAUAAGCCAUUAUCUAUGAGGUAAA
Fomitiporia mediterranea MF3/22 is the source of this 1189-nucleotide messenger RNA. RefSeq lists its product as uncharacterized. NCBI's taxonomy places the organism in Eukaryota, Fungi, Basidiomycota, Agaricomycetes, Hymenochaetales, Hymenochaetaceae. The transcript is spliced from 3 exons. The record is from RefSeq and is a predicted model, not a curated record. The coding region runs from base 460 to 645 and encodes 61 amino acids.